AUGUUUUUAAUUUUCACAAGUCUAUUGCUAUUGUCUUUGUCAAAUGGGAUUCUGUGCGCUCAAGAUUGGCCAAGAUGGGAAAAACGAACGAUCGAAUGUUUGAAUGGGAGUCGAGUCGGGCAAGUUAUCAGUGACACAAUUCAGUGUCAUUUGGUGGCUGAGAAUUCGAAGGUUAUCAGUGACACAAAUCGCUAUCGAUGUCGUCAAGAGUCAAUGCCGAAAUCCGCAUGGAACUCGUUGCCAAAAUCAGAGAUCCGUAUCUCUUGCCCCCUCGGUUGUGCUCCCGAGGCUGAUCUCUCGGUCAUUCAAAAAACCCCGUACAAUAAUCCCAAAUGCGUGAAAUAUUUCACAUAUGGAAAGUAUAGAGAUAAACGCGAAAAGGAAUGGUAUCUGUGGUUCGUCACCCCGUGUCUUCCAUCAUCUCUCUCCACUCAUUGUCGUUUCAACGAUCAACUUGGAAACGAUGUGCUUGUGAUCAAUGAGCUUCUCAUGUGGUUACUUCUUUAUUAUAUGGUUAUGUUCAUUUAUCGAAGUGAUCUCAUUUUAAGUCAUCGACAACAAGAAAAUUUCGAACGGGUUGCCGCACAUGUGAAUAGUCGAGUCGUCAGGAUACCAUUGACUUUUAUGCUCGGUUUCUUUGUGACACAAGUUGUUGAUCGAUGGAGACAAAUUCUCACAAAUAUGGGAUGGAUUGAGAACGUAGCUCUCACAACAGCGGCUCUCGUUCACGGGGCGAGUGAGAGAAUGCGAUUGAUUCGUCGAUCAAUCAUCCGAUAUCUUGUUCUAUCACAGGUGUUGGUCUUCCGUGACAUUUCCAUUUCGGUUCGUCGCCGUUUCCCUACUCUUCGAUCACUUGUGAGUGGCGGUUUUCUUCAAGAACACGAGUUGAAAAUGUUAGAAGAUGUGAAAAUCGAUGAAAAAUAUAAUAAAUAUUGGGUGCCAAUCAAUUGGGCUUGUGCCCUUUGUUUGGAGCCAGCCGAUGGGAAACCGGUGGGCGCAAAUCCGAACAACGAUGGGGUGAUGCAAGUCAGUCAUCUCAACUAUUUACUCAAUGAGAUCAAAUUCUUCCGUAACAAUCUUCAAACCCUAUGCAGUUUUGACUGGGUUCCAAUCCCAUUGGCCUAUCCUCAAGUAAUUUUCUUGGCGGUUCGAGUCUAUUUUGGAAUUUGUGUUGUCGGGCGGCAAUUCAUUGUUGGAAAUGAUCCAAAAACGAGGACUGGGGUUGAUAUGUACUUUCCAAUGAUGACUGUCUUUGAGUUCAUCUUUUUGGUUGGUUGGAUGAAGGUAGCUGAAGCUUUGCUGAAUCCUUUUGGCGAAGAUGAUGACGACUUUGAGAUGAAUUUCCUCAUCGACAAGAAUAUUGCGACAGGUCUAGCCAUUGUUGAUGACGAUUAUAAACACUAUCCAGAUCUCUUUAUGGAUAAAUUCAAGACAAAUCAAGCUCCCGUCUACUCAGAGGACAGUAAAAAGAACGGGAACAACAAUGUGUUGGCCGGAUCAGCUGCUCAUGUUACAUUGGCUGAGCCAAACGACGAUGUGAAAAUGGUCGAAAUUCCGCCUGUUUCAUCAGCUCCAUCAAUGGAAUCAUUGCCCCGUAGCUUUGCGCAAAGUCUGAUGAGUAUGAAGCCGCGGAAAAAGAUCCGAGAUAGCUUCUCGAAUUUGGGUCCCCGGCAUCGAUCGAUUUCGGUGAGUGUGGCGAAUUCCCUCUCGAAUUCGCCGAACCUCACCGUUCGCGGCUUCCCACUUCCAUAUCAAGCGAAUAGUGUGAUCAAUAAUAAUGGGACAUUAUCUCGCUUCAACUCCUCAAAUAUCUCUCGUCCACCAUCGACCGACGAUCGACCGUUUGAGCUUUCAUUCAAUCCGACCUUUUUGAAGAAUGAUGUGGUGCAUGAGGUGGACCAUGAAGUCGAUGAAGAGGGAAGUGCACAUGGAGUCAGCAAUCCGGAGUAUAAACCCCACCAUAUCGCGAGUCGAAUCAGCGAAGUGAGCGAAGAGGAUAAAGACACAGAAACAACAACGACAACGACGACAGAAAAUAAUAAGUCAGAGCCUUCUCGACUCGAAGAGAUCCCCGAGCAUCAACCAUUCGCUAAUCAUAUAAAGAGCGAAAAGGAUAAAGACACAGAAACAACAACGACAACGACGACGACAGAAAAUGAUAAGUCAGAGCCUUUUCGACUCGAAGAGAUCCCCGAGCAUCAACCAUUCGCUAAUCAUAUAAAGAAAAAUCAU
This is a messenger RNA of Mesorhabditis belari, 2232 nucleotides long. NCBI's taxonomy places the organism in Eukaryota, Metazoa, Nematoda, Chromadorea, Rhabditida, Rhabditidae. The record is from the annotation of a GenBank genome assembly.